Messenger RNA from Ylistrum balloti, 1488 nucleotides. Its product is annotated as transcription factor AP-2-epsilon-like. The transcript has 7 exons. Gene Ontology annotation, cellular component: nucleus. Gene Ontology annotation, biological process: regulation of cell population proliferation; anatomical structure development; regulation of transcription by RNA polymerase II. Gene Ontology annotation, molecular function: RNA polymerase II transcription regulatory region sequence-specific DNA binding; DNA-binding transcription factor activity, RNA polymerase II-specific. Bases 1 to 1488 code for a protein of 495 amino acids. The record is from RefSeq and is a predicted model, not a curated record. NCBI's taxonomy places the organism in Eukaryota, Metazoa, Mollusca, Bivalvia, Pectinida, Pectinidae.
AUGGCACAAGUCAGCCCCGUGGGACAUAAUCAUAUUGGGGCUACUGCUGAGGAGGUAGGGGGACAACAGAAAGGCGUGGUAAACGGAACAGCUAGUCUGACGGACUUGGAUCACAACUCCCAGUACUACAAACCACAAGUUACAACUAUGCCUUCGGCUUUCGGUAUCAUAGAUUCCGAGGACCGACGCGAUGUGGUCAGCAGCCAGGGUUUGGGCCAACUGGUCACUUCAAGUGCAGGGUCAUUUCCUCCUGCCCCAAGACUUUCCCAUACACCUACAUCAGAUUUCCAGCCUCCGUACUUUCCCCCUCCCUACAAUCUACCAUCCCAGCAAAGUAUGGAAUUCCAUCACCCUCAUUUUAAUACGGACUCUUACUCCCAUCUUGGAAGUUUCCAUCAAGGAACGGUCACACAACAGCAUUACCACCAGCUUCAUACUCCUGACUCCCGGAACGUUCUCCGCCCCCGGGAGGAUGGGCUACACAACAUGCACCACGGACUCCCUGCCCCUCAUGACCCACGGAGGACGGAAUACGGUGGGAUGAGGCGACCGGACAUUCUAGUCCCCGGUGGACACCAUCUUGGUUUUGAUCAGGACCCAACCAUAUUAAAUAUACACACAGGAAACGGGUUACAAGUUUUAGAUGAAGGCGUUCACCAGGCUGGCUUGGAAGAUACGACUAGUUUCAUCUCAGGGGAGCAUAACCACAGCGUGAUCCGUAAAGGUAUCCGACAGAAGAAUGAAAACAACAAAGACCUUGUGAUCUCCGGUGUUUCAUCGCCUAGCGAUGUCUUCUGUUCUGUUCCGGGUCGUCUUUCUCUUCUUAGUUCCACAUCAAAGUACAAGGUCACAGUAGCGGAAGUACAAAGGCGGUUGUCUCCACCUGAAUGUCUCAAUGCAUCACUCUUGGGAGGUGUUCUACGCAGAGCCAAGUCUAAAAAUGGUGGACGGUCACUCCGCGACAAAUUGGACAAGAUUGGGUUGAGUUUACCCGCUGGACGCAGGAAGGCAGCCAAUGUCACCCUGUUGACGUCGCUUGUCGAAGGUGAAUCCGUGAGGUUAGCUCGUGACUAUGGCUACCUGUGCGAGACGGAAUUCCCAUCAAGACAAUGCGCGGAGUACAACUGUCGUACAUACACAGAUCCCGCAGACCAAAUGACCAGGAAAAAUAUGAUUUUAGCCACAAAACAAAUUCUCAAAGAGUUCAUGGACCUACUAAAUCAGGACAGGUCUCCAUUAGGAAACACCCGCCCACAGAUGAUCCUAGAACCCGGUAUCCAGCGUCACCUUACCCACUUCAGUCUCAUCACUCACGGAUUCGGAUCCCCAGCUGUCGUUGCCUCGCUGACUGCAGUUCAAAAUUAUCUGAACGAGAUGCUGAAAAUUUUAGACAAAAAUUACUCUACAUCUCAAAAUGCUCAGGUGCCCAGUGGACAAUUAGAUAAUGGAAAGACAAAACAGGAAAAGGAUGAAAACAGAAGAGAGUAG